GCAACAAGUUGCCAUGUUUAUAAACACCGUUUUACAUUGGUGAGAAAAACAUGUCUUGAAUUAAUAAUAAUCCUAAAAUAAGGUAGAAGUUGACAUACCGCGGCGCAAACCAGAACGUAAUAAAUUAAUAAAUAUUGUUUGUGAUUCAGUGUGCAGAUCUGAUGUAAAAACAGAGAAUGCCCUGUGAUUUCUGUAGCUUAGAAUAUAUAAAGGUGCAGGCAGAAAAGGACGCAUGCUACAUAGGCUUCCUGAUUCUUAAGGCCCCUUCGAAGUUCCCCUCCCUCGAUUCUGUCACGUGACUUCCAGACUCCUCCCAAUCGAUGACGUUGCCCCUCUGCACCAGCAGUUUGAUGUUGAUACACGGAUGUGGAUUCACGACGAAAAUCUACCAGUUUUUCGCUCCGCCGAGACUGUAAACCGGAUUAAAUGGAGUUGCUGGCACCCAUGCGGCUCUACACCUUGUCUAAAAGACAUUUUGUCCUGGUCUUUGUGGUGUUCCUGAUGUGCUUUGGCCUCACAGUCUUCAUUGGGAUUGCAGGUCCAAGGAUUAUUGCUGAGCAAGAGCAUAAUGCUGAUCAGCUAAAAAGCAUAAAUAGUUCAAUAAAGACUGGACCAUUUAGUUUAGUUUCUCCACCUCUCACCACCUACAACCAGCAGCUGUGGCUCACCUGUGUGAUGCAGGCUGGAAACAGCAAUAUGAAAGACUUCAAGCAGAACUUUGAGAUCAAUGUUGAUCUUAAAGGAGUGAUGCAGGUCGCCAGUGUGAUGCAUAUCAAGAGUGUGCAGCAGAAAUCACGGAUGCUGCAUUGUGGUGCUCAGAAAUGCGACGAGAUCAUAUUGCUGCACCUGGGUUACCUGAACUACAUUCAGUAUCAGGUCGCAGUCAGCUUCCAAGGCCUUGAAAACAUCUCCUAUGAAAUCAAGAUUAAAUUUGUGUGGAAAACGUACAACCCCACCUUCUCUCAAGUGGAAAUUUGGUUCCGUUUUGUCUUUGUGGUUUUGACUUUCAUGGUAACGUGUUUGUUUGCACAUUCUCUGAGGAAGUUUUCCAUGAGGGACUGGGGUAUUGAGCAGAAGUGGAUGUCUAUUCUGCUUCCUUUGUUGCUGCUCUACAAUGAUCCGUUCUUCCCGUUGUCAUUCCUGGUGAACAGCUGGUUUCCAGGGACCUUGGAUGCUUUUUUCCAGGCUCUCUUCCUGUGCGCCCUGCUCCUCUUCUGGCUCUGCGUCUACCACGGCAUCAGGGUCCAGGGCGAGAGGAAAUUCCUCACCUUCUACCUGCCCAAGCUGAUCAUCGUGGGUCUGCUGUGGCUCUCUGCCGUCACACUUGGCAUAUGGCAGACCGUUAACGAGCUCCAGGAUCCCACCUUUAACUACAAACUGGAUAUUGUGAACUUCCAGGGCAUGAAGGUGUUCUUCCUGAUCGUUGUUGCCUUCUACAUCCUGUACCUGAUAUUCCUGAUUGUCCGAGCUUGUUCUGAACUGAAGAACAUGCCUUACUCAGAUCUUCGGCUUAAGUUUUUGACAGCGCUGACGUUUGUAGUUCUUGUUAUAAGCAUGGUCAUUCUGUACCUGAGGUUUGGUGCCAAGGCUCUUCAGGAUAAUUUUGUGGCUGAAUUAUCUACCCAUUAUCAGAACUCAGCUGAAUUUUUAUCCUUCUACGGCCUGCUCAACUUUUAUCUAUACACAUUAGCAUUUGUGUAUUCUCCCUCAAAAAAUGCCCUGUAUGACUCACAGCUGAAGGAUAACCCUGCCUUCUCCAUGCUGAACGACUCAGAUGAUGAAGUAAUUUACGGGAGUGAUUAUGAGGAGAUGCCUUUACAGAAUGGACGUGCCAACAAAGUAACGACUAAAUACCAGGACGACAGCGACAGCGACUGAUGCAUCCAUGGCAGAUCAUUUGCGUGCAUCUGCACUUACAAAGUAAAAAAAAAAACUGUACAUAAAUAUAUAUAUUUUUAAAAGAAGAUAAAUUACAUCUUGCUGAAUGUACUGUACUUUUGAAAGGUGAGGAAACCAACUCACACAAAAGCAACACGUAUGUAUAACAGUUUUUACUGGUGUUAUAAACACUCGUGUGACUCUUCAAAUCCUGAUUAAUUGAAACAAACAGGAAAUGUGACACAGAGUUGGAGUUCCGAGUUGAAACUUUUUAAAGCUUUAUGUUAAACCACUGUUGUCUGUCUACUUUAUAUCAUUCCUUUUUUGCCUUUUGGCACUCUGACAAUAAGAAACCACUGCAAGAUGCAACUCACUAACAUCAUAGUUUAGGCAGGAAGUAAAUUAUGCUGCAGGGAAUCUAAUCGUAAAACCUCUUUAGCCUCAGAUAAAGGGGAUGUUAUAAAAGAGCCUUAAUUUCAACAGGUACCACUACUAUUACCACUUUAGAAAAGCAGCUGUAAAUGUGCACUUUUCAAAUUUUAUUUAAUUUGCCAAAAAGUGAUUUGAUACUGUUUAGUAGGAUAAGUUGUGGAAGGUCAUCUUCCAGCCAGCUAGUUACUCAAUUCUUAUCCCAGCAUGUACAGAACAGUGGCCCAAGCAUUUUUGCCUUCUUUAAACCUUUUUUUUUUAAUUCAGAAAUUUAUUGGUAUUGCCAAUUUCUUCUUGCUCCUCUUUUCCGUUUUAAGAGUCAGGAGCUUAUGGACAAAAACAAAAUAAAAGUAUUUCUAUUCAAUAUGGAUGUGUUUUCAUCAAGUUGGUGCCUUGUCUUUACUCCUUUUCUCUUGUAAAUGGACUCCAAUCUCAGAUCUAUAAAUGUAAAUAUGGAAUUCCUUGUAAAUGUUGGUUAUGUUGGCUAAACAUGGUAGUUUUUUUCUUCUUCAAAUGUUAUUUGAUUUAGCUGAUGCAAGGCUGUAAAUAUGGCAGUGUCAUGUGAUGUGGAAAUAAAGCAGUGGAUACAGAUGUA
Messenger RNA from Poeciliopsis prolifica (blackstripe livebearer), 2902 nucleotides. RefSeq names its product transmembrane protein 181 (gene tmem181). The record is from RefSeq and is a predicted model, not a curated record. NCBI's taxonomy places the organism in Eukaryota, Metazoa, Chordata, Actinopteri, Cyprinodontiformes, Poeciliidae. The coding region runs from base 427 to 1878 and encodes 483 amino acids. The transcript is spliced from 17 exons. Gene Ontology annotation, molecular function: toxic substance binding.